Messenger RNA from Ogataea haglerorum, 1488 nucleotides. RefSeq lists its product as uncharacterized. Gene Ontology annotation, molecular function: protein binding. Bases 1 to 1488 code for a protein of 495 amino acids. The record is from RefSeq and is a predicted model, not a curated record. Lineage: Eukaryota; Fungi; Ascomycota; Pichiomycetes; Pichiales; Pichiaceae. The transcript has a single exon.
AUGGAGUCAAGACCUCCAUUGGCUCGAAAGCGUACAGCUGCGUAUGCCAGUGAUGAUGAAAUGGCUAUGGACGAGGAAAAUCCGCGCAUUCACCAAUUUUCAGGGUUUUCAAGGAGCCAUGUGAGCUCAGGCACGUCUGAUUCGAUAUCUUUUUCCAGCUCGUCCUACACUCCAUACUUUGACAGACAGCCGACAACAAGCUCUCCCGAUUUGCAGUACGUUCCUGAUGCCGAACUCGACCACUCAUACAUGACGAACAACACUACGCUGGAUACCAUCCCGUCAUCUCCGCCCAUAAUUUCCCAGUCACAGGCUACUUUAGUUGAUACUCCGCCAAAAAUAUCUGCUGAGCGCACGUCCUCUUCUCUAGCACCGGAGCCGACAAGAAAACGGCAGCGUGUGCUCAACAACGAGGAACAAUUGGCUUUGGACCGCGACGGCAGGGUCUACGGCGUGCAGCUGCGAGAUUCGACGUUCCCUGAGGGCUAUCGGCCUAGUCUGUACGACGACCCCAUGUUCUUCGUUGUCAAGAACACUGAAGCGGCAAGCAAAGCUGCCUCUGAAAUCAUUACAGACUUAUUUGAUCAAGAUGUCGAUCAUGCUAGCAAGAUAUAUAACUUGGAGCUAGAAGAGCUCGGAUUGGACUCGCUACCUGAGCAAAUAGCAGACUUCAAAGACCUUGUUCUAUACGGGCCAGAUGGGAUAAUCAAGCCAGUCUUGCACAUUCACGCGUCGAAGAACCAGCUGAGGUCGCUCACCCCCAAGAUCUUUGAUAUAGACGGUCUGGAAGUGCUCUCUCUGCGCACCAACAAAAUAGCGAGAGUUCCCGGUCUCAUAGAGAAGUCAUCUAAUCUGAAAAGCUUAAACUUAUCCAACAACAAGAUCAAGUUUCUACCCCAUAAUAUUCUCAAACUAAAGAAUCUACACACAUUGAGAAUCAGGCCCAACCCGCUUAUCGAACACGCUUCUAGCGAGAACACGCGUGAGGUAGGAGGCUACAAGUCUCCGUACUCAGACUCGACCCUCAAACAUAUAGGCCAACUUCAUUGGACUUCGAAGAACAAACAGGUGUCCAAAGCUGCCUUGCAUGCCAUUUCUCUUGCAAGAAAUUUAUCCGUUCUUCAAGAAACCGAUUUUUCGUCGUUCAACUCUGAGCAAUCUCAUCUCAUGGAAAAGCAUCAGUGGACUCCAACGUUGGUCGAGCUUUCGCUGCGAAAGAUCUCGAACUACCUGAUAUCUCAGUCAGAGCUUAUGAAGUGGAAAGACACCGUGCACGAGCGAGUGUACAAGUUGGCCAUCAAGGCGCUGAUUCACGGCAACAACGGGGUCACUUGUGGUUAUUGCGAGAACACCUGUGUGGAAAGUGUCGCGGAACUGAUGGAAUGGUGGGAUUUCAAAGAUGCGAUAGAGAUCCCAGUGAAGCGAAUUUUUUGCUCCAAACGAUGUGCGAUUUGUUAUUGGAACGAUGUUAAAGUGUAUAUUUCUUAG